AUGAAGUUCUCAUCAGGUGUUUUAUUAUCCGCUGCUGCUGCUCCAGCUUUAGGUGCUUCCUCUGCAUACACUAACGGUACCUCUACCGCUACUGACUUGCAAACUACUGUUGUCACCAUCACUUCUUGUUCCGACAAUGCUUGUUCCACUGGUGUUCAAACUACCGGUCUUACCACUGUCACCAAGGACGAAACUGUUUACACCACUUACUGUCCAUUGACCGAAGGUGAAAGCACUUCUGCUGCUCCAGCUGAAACCAGCCCAGCAACUGGUGGUGAAGAAACCAAGACCAACAUUGAAACCGCUGUUGUUACCAUUACUUCAUGUUCUGACAAUGCUUGUUCCACUGGUGUUCACACUACUGGUGUUACUACCAUCACUGAAAACGACACUGUUUACACUACAUACUGUCCAGUCAGUGAAGCCCCAGCCGGUACUACCCCAGCUAGUGAAGCCCCAGCUGGUACCACUCCAGCAGGUGAAGCCCCAGCCGGUACCACUCCAGCAGGUGAAGCCCCAGCCGGUACCACUCCAGCAGGUGAAGCUCCAGCCGGUUCUGCUCCAGCAGGUGAAGCUCCAGCCGGUUCUGCUCCAGCAGGUGAAGCUCCAGCCGGUUCUGCUCCAGCAGGUGAAGCCCCAGCCGGUACCACUCCAGCCGGUGAAUCGACCGUUGCUGCUGAAGCUACCACCCCAGCUGGUGAAGCUCCAGUCGGUACUGCUCCAGCCGGUGAAUCUACCGUUGCUGGUGAAGCUACUACUCCAGCUGGUUCUGCUCCAGCCGGUCAAUCUACCGUUGCUGCUCAAUCUACUUCUGCUGCUGAAUCUUCAGUUGCUGAAGUUUCUGCUGCUGAAGGUGCUGCUAACAACAAGGCUGUCCCAGUCUUCGUUGCUGGUUUAUUAGCUGCUUUAUCCUUAUUGUAA
This is a messenger RNA of Debaryomyces hansenii CBS767, 921 nucleotides long. It is a transcript of the gene PGA62, whose product is annotated as Pga62p. The coding region runs from base 1 to 921 and encodes 306 amino acids. The transcript has a single exon. Lineage: Eukaryota; Fungi; Ascomycota; Pichiomycetes; Serinales; Debaryomycetaceae. The record is from RefSeq and is a predicted model, not a curated record.